Messenger RNA from Penicilliopsis zonata CBS 506.65, 1521 nucleotides. RefSeq lists its product as hypothetical. The coding region runs from base 1 to 1521 and encodes 506 amino acids. The transcript is spliced from 2 exons. The record is from RefSeq and is a predicted model, not a curated record. Gene Ontology annotation, cellular component: nucleus; nucleosome. Gene Ontology annotation, biological process: DNA repair; DNA damage checkpoint signaling; regulation of transcription regulatory region DNA binding. Gene Ontology annotation, molecular function: histone binding; histone H3K79 methyltransferase activity. Lineage: Eukaryota; Fungi; Ascomycota; Eurotiomycetes; Eurotiales; Aspergillaceae.
AUGGGAUUUUUCGACCACCUCCAGAAAGGAGGCGGCUUCUCUCUGCAGCCCAAAAAACCUCAGAUCCGCAAAGUUGUCCAGACCCGGCCGGCUCCUUCGUCGAAAUCCACGUCGCAUGCCACGGACAAAUCGCCCGCGCCGAGUUCUUUGUCCGUCGAGAAGGCUAGGACACGCGAACUGAAAAGCAGAUCGGCCUCGAGGGACUCGGAUCGCCUGCACAGAAAAGAGCGACUCAGUACCCCGUCCCGUCACCGGAAGCGAGCAACCCCGGACCAGCGACUCUCCAGCGAUGAUGAUGACGACGGCGUCAGCGACACAGAUACCUCAUUCGAGGUACGAAAACGAGCGAGGACCAGCGACAGUCCAGAAAUAGACCUUGGGAGGCGCAUACGCUCGGUAAAGGCAUUCUCUGAGGAAGGGAAACGGCCUUUCUCAAUGGUGCAUGCCGCAGAAAUUGUGUCCGCUCGCAAGUCAGGACAUUUCAAGCGGGCCUUUGAAGAGUCAGAGAAAUCUACGGGGAUCCUUCUUCAAUACCCUAGUGCUUCGCAAAAAGAGAGGUUUCACCUUGUUGUGCCGCGAGACAAUGAAGACUUCAAGCCUAUCGACGAUAUCGUGCAGGUCAUCGAGAUGGUGGGAGACUACUACGUGGCGGAAGAAGAUGCCGAUGCCUUCAAUAACGAGACAACGGGGUUCAAACGAAGACUGCGACGGGCUUUGGCCCAUGUAUCUGGAGCCGAGUUCCGGGAAACGGUGUCUGAUUACAAUGAUACCAUCGAGCGGCUCAGAGCGAACGGGAGCAUCGCAAAAAGGCUAGAUUCAACCCACCGACUCGAUCUGCCUCUGGUCGAACGAAUCCUGAAUCAAACCUAUGCGCGAACAGUCUCCCCCCGCGUGGACUCCUUGCGGCAGUACGAAAACGGAACAGAUAACGUUUAUGGCGAGCUCCUUCCCCGCUUUAUUAGCACGAUCUUCAAGGAGACGAAGCUGAAGUCGGGUCAGGUCUUCGUUGAUCUAGGCUCUGGUGUCGGCAAUGUGGUUCUCCAGGCCGCUCUGGAGAUCGGCUGUGAAAGCUGGGGCUGCGAGAUGAUGCAAAAUGCCUGCGAUCUUGCAGAACUCCAGCAAGCUGAGUUCAAAGCAAGGUGCCGGCUUUGGGGGAUUGCGCCUGGGAAAACGCACCUUGUUCGGGGCGAUUUCCUCAAGGAGGAGCCCAUAAUUAGCGUUUUGAAGCGCGCGGAUGUUGUUCUGAUCAACAAUCAAGCCUUCACUCCUCAACUCAACAAUGAGCUGAUCAACCAUUUCUUGGAUAUGAAGGAGGGAUGCCGAAUCGUCUCGCUCAAGUCCUUCGUCCCUGCAGGCCAUAAGAUCCAGUCGCGAAAUCUCAACUCGCCUAUCAAUCUUUUAACUGUGAAGCAAAAGAACUACUGGUCCAAUAGUGUCAGCUGGACCGAUGUUGGAGGCACCUAUUUCAUUGCCACCAAGGACAGCUCCCGACUGAAAUCCUUUGUGGAAAGCUUGAACUAG